This is a messenger RNA of Cannabis sativa, 938 nucleotides long. Its product is annotated as histidine-containing phosphotransfer protein 4. Gene Ontology annotation, biological process: cytokinin-activated signaling pathway; phosphorylation; phosphorelay signal transduction system. NCBI's taxonomy places the organism in Eukaryota, Viridiplantae, Streptophyta, Magnoliopsida, Rosales, Cannabaceae. The transcript is spliced from 6 exons. The coding region runs from base 243 to 698 and encodes 151 amino acids. Gene Ontology annotation, cellular component: cytoplasm; nucleus. The record is from RefSeq and is a predicted model, not a curated record. Gene Ontology annotation, molecular function: histidine phosphotransfer kinase activity; protein histidine kinase binding.
ACACAAAAUUCAUAAAAUAUUAAUAUACAAACUUUUGGUAACACGUACUGCUUUACGCCCACAAGGCAACCAUCUUAUAUACCUCUUCUCUUUCUCUCUCUACUCUUUCCAUUAUAUAUAGCCUCCUCACCCCUUCCUCAUUUUUCAUAUAAUUCACUUUAACUCUAAAUUAAUUCCAUCUCUCUCUUUCUACAUAUAUUUCUCCCUUUCUCAUCUCUUCAGAUUCAUAUAUAUUAUACAUAAUGGAUAGAAAUAAUCAGAUGCGCAGGCAGAUUGCCGCAAUGAGGCAAUCUCUCUUUGAUCAGGGGUUUCUAGAUGAACAAUUCAUCCAAUUGGAGGAGUUGCAAGAUGAUGCUAAUCCUAACUUUGUAGAGGAAGUUGCUACAUUAUACUACCGAGAUUCAUCUAGACUCAUCUAUAACCUCGACCAGGCACUAGAGAAAAGUCCUCUGGAUUUCAAUAAGUUAGACAACUAUAUGCACCAACUGAAGGGAAGUAGCACAAGCAUUGGAGCCAAAAAGGUUAAAGCAGAGUGCACUCAGUUUAGGGAAUAUUGUAGGACAGCAAAUGGAGAAGGAUGCAUCAGGACAUUUCAACAGCUGAAGAGAGAGUAUGCUCUGUUGAAAAAGAAGCUUGAAACAUUUUUUCAGAUGAAAAGACAAGUUGGACAUGGUCAGGCUGCAUGCCGCUCCAAGUAAUAUGAUGGAUGGUGCUAUAUUUUUUUGGGUAAUAAAAAGCAAGAGACUGCUUGAAUCUUAAUUAGAAGCCACACACACAUAUAUAUAUAUGUACCGAUCGAUAUGUAAACGCCGUUAUAGUAGUGGCCUGGCGUAUAAUAAUAUAGUAGGAUAUAGUUUUUAGGUUAAUAUCAAUCAAAUGAUGUACUUUUUUGGAAAGUCAACACAUGCAAAAUCAAUCUAAUGGAAAGUUCACUCUCA